UUUUCUAGUUCCAACUACAAUAUAGAAGAACUCAACUCACACAUCUUCUCUCUCACACCAUUGACAUUUUGUCACUCUUUACUUAUUCACUUUCUUCUCAGCAAUUGCCAACUACUACAAGCUCAUUCUCUCUCUGUUUCUCUGUGAAAAGGGUAAGCAAAACUCUUCAUUGUUUGCAAAAUCUUUCACAUUUUCAGAGAAAUUCAACACCUCAAUUCCCUUAAACACUUUGAUAUGUCAUCAGAUAUAAGCUAAAUUUAUUGAAUCUACCUUCAAAAUCAAGAACAAAGUAGUUUACAUUCAAGUUAUUAUUAUGGCUAGUUGCAAGUUUUGUUGUUGUAAUUUUGCUUUUCUAGCGUAAUAGAGGGUUUGGUUCUGUUUAAUUUACCGAUUAGGGAGUAAAGUUUGAAGCUUUUGUUGGUGGGGUGGUGAGAAUUUUGUGGUGUGAGUGAUGGGUUGGGAUUGUGUGGUGCUACAAACAGUUGGAAGAGAACCGCCAUUAAAACGGCGAGCUGGGUUGCGGAGGAAACAAGCUGGAAGAGGGUCUUACAGAGGAAGUUAGCUAGCUAGUUAGGGAAAUUUGAUUUGAUUGGUUUUGUGUGAUUGGAAUUUGGAGGGUUUUUCUUCUUUUUUUUUGAGGACUAAUUUGAAGGCCCUUUUGCUUGAGGGUGUCUUUGAGGUGUAAAAGUUUCUAACUUUUUAUAAGGGGAAGAAGAAGAUGGUUAACAACUUGCAUCAACUACUUAGAAGUCUUUGUUUCAAUACUCAGUGGAAUUAUGCAAUCUUUUGGAAGCUCAAACAUAGUGCUCCAUUGAUCUUGACAUUGGAGGAUGCUUACUAUGACAAUUCAGAUUAUUUUGACGCUUCAGAAAAUAAGUACUGUCAGAAGACCUUAGAACAGAUUGAGGGUGGGAAAUUUUCACAUGACGCUUUGGGGUUAGCUGUUGCAAAGAUGCGGUAUAAUGCAUAUCCAUUAGGGCAAGGUAUUGUUGGACAGGUAGCCGUUACUGGAAAGCAUCAGUGGAUCUGUGCAGAUAAUAAUCAAGUUACAAGUUCUGGCUUGUCUUUUGAGUUUGUUGAUGGGUGGCAAUCUCAAUUUUCUGCUGGAAUUAGGACAAUUGUUGUUGUGUCUGUAGUCCCACUAGGCGUUGUUCAGCUCGGCUCUCUAAUAAAAGUGAAUGAAGAUACGGGGGUUGUUAAUCAUAUAAGAAAUCUUUUUUUGUCUACUCAAGAUUACUCAAUAGAUCACAUUCCUAGUCAAAUACAAAGUAGUUCGAAGAGUUCUUCAUCUCAGCCAGAUGUCUUGAUGGAAAAAUCAUCUUCGGAUUUUAUGCCUGCGUGCAUGAGGAAUAAAACAGUGGAUGUUUUGACGCCCCUUCAAUGUUCUGGGAGGAACAACACAACUCAUUCUGCUUAUUGGGAAAUGGGUGAUAAUAUGGUCAAGCAUGAAGGGGCCGAGCUCUAUAGUGAUGUGAGUCCCAUUUUGCUUCAGUCAAUGUCUGAUAUGAUUAAUGUGGAGCAUCAGGAAUUUGGAGAGAUAAGACCUAUAAACUCGAGAGAGUGUGAAGGGGGCAGUAGUGGCUGCAAAAAUAUGAUAUUGGACUCGGAACAAAAUCGCUCGUCAUUUUUAAACAAUUCUGCUAUAAAUAAUGCUGGCGUCUAUGAUUUAAUACACCAAUCGGAAAAGAAUUCCUCCUAUACACCGUUGAAGUUUCCGGCUGGAUGUGAACUACUUGAAGCACUUGGACCAUCUUCUUUGAAAGGGAGUAAAUAUUUUGAUUGGUUGGCACAGGUUAAUCAAGAUAUGAAAAUUGUGGAUGUGCCGGAUGUGUUUAACACUAGUCAGCUGACUUCUGAAUCUCAUCCAGAGCAUCUUUUGGAAGCAAUGGUGGCCAACAUCUGUCACAGUAGUAAUAAUGAUGUUAAUAGUGAAUUAUCAUUUUGUAGAUCAAUGCAAUCUGCAUUGAGUUCUGGAAAAACAAUCGAUGCUUCUAUUCAAGAUGUGCACACUAUAGAUCAUACUUCUCUUGUCAGAGAGGACAAAAACCAUUGUUUGAGUUCAUCAUCUAAAGUUGUUUCUUCUACAUGUCCUAGUGCUUGUAGUGAACAAUUUGAAAGAUCUUCUGAACCAUCUAAAAACAGCAAGAAGAGGGCUAGGCCCGGGGAAAGUUGUAGACCUCGACCAAGAGACAGGCAACUGAUCCAAGAUCGAAUUAAGGAGCUUAGAGAGUUGGUACCAAAUGGAGCUAAGUGUAGUAUUGAUUCACUACUGGAGCGCUCGAUAAAGCACAUGCUCUUUCUGCAAAGCAUAACUAAGCAUGCUGACAAGCUAACUAAACUUGCUGAUACUAAAUCAAAGUUGCAUCAUAUGGAAACAGACAUUCUUGGAUCCUCUAGUUCUGAGCAGGGUUCAAGUUGGGCAGUUGAGGUAGGGGGUCAUCUGAAAGUUCAUUCAAUAUUAGUGGAGAAUCUUAGCAACAAUGGACAGAUGCUUAUUGAGACGCUAUGUGAAGAGAGCAGCCAUUUUCUUGAAAUAGCAGAAGCUGUAAGAAGCUUGGGGCUUACAAUUUUGAAGGGUGCAACAAAAGCUCGUAAUAAGAAGAUAUCGAUAUGCUUUAUCGUUGAGGGUGAAAACAACAGAAAUGUACACAGAUUGGACAUCUUGUGGCCACUUGUUCAGAUACUACAAUCCAAGAGCGUUGUGUAUCAACAGUAACUGUUUGAUUCGUCGAAACUUCGCGGCCGUUUAUUGGUCACCAGAACUCAUUCUUGAUCUCUGAAAUGAUUGAUGCUCAGAAUCUCCUACCCUUGUAACGAGCAAGACUCAGUUUGUUGUUUUUCUUAAGUUUGGGUUGGAAUAUAUGAUUUUUAUUUGAUUGUAUGUUUGUGUUUGGCAUUGAAAACAAUACAAAGCGUUGACCAGAUUUAUCUUUUGAUGGUCAGUUAAAAUAUAGUGCCACCUUUUUGAUGUUCCAGAUUUAUCUUUUGAUGAUCAGUUAAAAUAUAUAGCCUUGAGAGCUUAAUAAGAAAACUAUGGAGAAUAUACUGCAACUUGCGGUUCAUUAUA
Medicago truncatula (barrel medic) is the source of this 3067-nucleotide messenger RNA. RefSeq names its product transcription factor EMB1444. The record is from RefSeq and is a predicted model, not a curated record. Bases 719 to 2716 code for a protein of 665 amino acids. Gene Ontology annotation, biological process: regulation of DNA-templated transcription. The transcript has 11 exons. NCBI's taxonomy places the organism in Eukaryota, Viridiplantae, Streptophyta, Magnoliopsida, Fabales, Fabaceae. Gene Ontology annotation, molecular function: protein dimerization activity; DNA-binding transcription factor activity.